AUGCGGGAGGUCAACUUCAGCAUUCCGAAUGUCAACAAGGCAUCUGUCAACAUCACCACCACCCUCUACGAUCGACGGGCAUUAGACUGUACAUCGACGUUGCCUCUCAUCAACUCGCUCAACCAUCUAGCCUACUUAACGACCUCGUCUGCUCGGAUCCGUGACAUUCUCACCGUCGAUGGCGGCAUUGAGCGAUUGAUCUGCAUCCUCAAGGAGGGUCGGAGUAACAACUUGAUGGAGAUGUGGAAAUGGAGCCUCGCCUUCCAAUGUGUUGUCAACAUUGGAGUACGGGGCUCGGAAAUUGUCAGGACCAGAGUGGUUGAGGCAGAUAUGGUGCCUGUCAUUGCCACUAUAUUGGAUAAUUAUAUUAAAGUAAUCGACAAAGUGCGCGCACGUUCGGAUUCGGAGGCUCAACGACACAAACACCAGCACUACCCUCACAAGACCUCUCCAUCCACGAGCGAUAGCGCGAGUCGCCCCUCACUUCCCGAUAUCACCAACACUGAACAGCGCACUUCUCGCCGUCAACCCCCUCCCACCCACAUCGAAAUCCCUCCAUUCUAUCAUGACACUCGUGCGGUGGACUCGAACGCCAUGGAUGUCACUUCUUCUCCCCGAGUACCAGUGACAUCUCCCCCCGAGAGGAGUACCUUUGGCCAGGACGCACAUGCUCACAGAUCCCAUGCAAACCCCCGUCACAGAGCGAUUCAGCCCCUGGCCACAGCCAUCCCCUCGAUGGAUACUGCUGAUGGCUUUGGACUACGCCCCGUGCGUGACGCUGAAAGACUACCUAGCAUGCUCCCCGCCAUCUUCAAUGGACUCGCAUCCCAACCAGACUCCCCAACCACCCCUAACGACCAUAGACACAUCCGAAACAACGCAUCGACCACCCAGCGCCCAACCCUUCGGCAGAAUCAGUCGACCUCGGGAGAGUCGGAUGAUGCCACUGGCGAAGACGCUGUAAUGGGAGAUGAUACUACGUCGGGAGACGCUGCUGAGCCUAUUAUCGGUGUCCAGAGUGGUAUGGAUCUUGACGAUGAUGGUGAUAGACAAACCAUGAUUGAUAGUGUUUCUGACUCACACGAUUUGACGGUAACGGACACAUCAGAAGGUCAGGAUGCGGAAACAUUCAACAUCACCCAUCGUUCUACCGUUGAUGGGAGUAUCAUCAACAAUGACAAUGCUCAGGCUGUCAACAACGCCAACUCUCCCCCUAUUGUGCCCAGCCCAUACUCUCUCUACUUCCGCGAUCGACCGAACACCGCCUCACAAAAUUUCUUGAACACGAUGCCACGCGAAGAAGACGUCUUGAUGUCACUUCAACUUCUGGCUUAUGUUUCCAAGUAUUGCGACCUCCGCUCCUACUUCCAGAGUUCACACCUUGUGCCUAAGCUUAAGGUUGACCGAGAACUUCAAAUGUUGGACGAGGGAGCUUCACCGAUUGAGCCUCUUGAGGAAGAAGACGAGUACCUACUCCCCGACGAUGUUAACAUCUUCCCCUUGGUGGAGAAGUUCACUGCUCGUCAUCAUUCGAAAGACAUGUCGUACUGGGCUUGCGUCGUGAUGCGGAACCUCUGUCGGAAGGACGAAUCCAGGGGUGGUAUCCGUCAGUGUGCGUACUACAAGUGCGGCAAAUGGGAAGAAUUUACACGACAAUUUGCAAAAUGCCGCCGUUGUCGUCGCACCAAGUACUGCAGCAAGGACUGCCAGAAAGCAGCGUGGCUAUAUCACCGACACUGGUGCGCCACGCCAUGA
Molecule: messenger RNA, 1755 nt
Organism: Aspergillus puulaauensis
Lineage: Eukaryota; Fungi; Ascomycota; Eurotiomycetes; Eurotiales; Aspergillaceae
Gene: samB
Product: MYND-type zinc finger protein MUB1
Exons: 1
Coding region: 1-1755 (584 amino acids)
Biological process (GO): establishment or maintenance of cell polarity; ubiquitin-dependent protein catabolic process
Cellular component (GO): MUB1-RAD6-UBR2 ubiquitin ligase complex
Source: RefSeq, a predicted model, not a curated record